This is a messenger RNA of Musa acuminata subsp. malaccensis (wild Malaysian banana), 1510 nucleotides long. RefSeq names its product MADS-box transcription factor 29-like. Gene Ontology annotation, biological process: positive regulation of transcription by RNA polymerase II. The record is from RefSeq and is a predicted model, not a curated record. Gene Ontology annotation, cellular component: nucleus. Gene Ontology annotation, molecular function: DNA-binding transcription factor activity, RNA polymerase II-specific; RNA polymerase II cis-regulatory region sequence-specific DNA binding; protein dimerization activity. NCBI's taxonomy places the organism in Eukaryota, Viridiplantae, Streptophyta, Magnoliopsida, Zingiberales, Musaceae.
GAGGCUAUGCAACAUAAUGGCCUGACAUUGCUCACUCUUUGUCCUCAGACUGCAAGCCAAUAUUAACAGGUAGAAAAAUCAGUCUAUUCCUUCAUCUCUCUGUCUCUCUCUAUACCACCUUGGCUCCAGAAAAAAGAAAGAAGUAUCAUUUGGAUGCCUUUCAUUUCUACUUACUGAUGACAGUAAGAGUGUCUCCUAAUCCCUUAGAUAACCUGAUCCUGUUUGACGAGACUAUUCAAUGCAUCCAAGGCAUAUAAAAGGUCUUUCUAGUUCAUUUAGUCACUUAACUCAUUCAGACAAAAGCCGGUAGUUUCCCCUUUUCUCGCCAAGGGGAAGAAGAGUGGGAGAGAGAGAGAGAGAGUUCGACAGUACCGGUGGCGAUGGGUCGUGGAAAGAUAGAGAUCAAGAAGAUCGAGAACCCGACGAACCGCCAAGUAACCUUCUCCAAGAGGCGGGGAGGGCUGCUCAAGAAGGCCAAUGAGCUUGCGGUCCUCUGUGAUGCACAGGUGGGGGUCAUCAUCUUCUCCAGCAGUGGAAAGAUGUUUGAGUACUGCAGUCCACAUUCGAGUAUGAGGCAAAUCAUGGAUAGCUACCAGAGAGUCACAAACACUCACUUUGAGGAGAUUAAUACUCAUCAGCAAAUAUUUUACGAGAUAGCGAGGAUAAAGGAUGAGAAGGAUAAGCUGCAGGAAAGCAUGAAGCAGUAUGUCGGCGAGAACUUGACAUGUUUGACUUUGAAUGAGCUGAAUCAACUCGAAGAACAGCUCGAAUCCUCCGUAAACAAGGUCAGAGUAAGGAAGCACCAGCUGUUGCACCAGCAACUGGACAAUCUACGUCGCAAGGAGCACAUCUUAGAGGAUCAGAACAGUUACCUAUGCCGCAUCCUGUCGGAGCACCAGGCAGAGCUGGAACACACGCAGGCUGCCAUGGAGCACAAGGUGGGUGAUGUGCCGAUGCUGGAACACUUGGAAAACUACUACUCCGGGGAGCCAUCAGAGAGCUUGCUGCAGCUUUCACCUCAAACGCAUGCUUUCCGGCUGCAGCCAACACAGCCCAACCUGCAGGAGGACAGCCUCCAGGGCCAUAACCUGCAGCUCUGGUCUUGACUUUCUACAUGGACUUCAACAGAUUCCAAACUCCAAGAGAAGAAACAAGCAGCAGGAAAAGAGAAAGGAUACCGAGUCAUCACUCUACUGAAAACAACUCAUUUUUAGAUUAAUAUACUUCUUCUUUUCUAUAUAUCUGUAGGAAAUGAUGUUUGCAAGCAUGCUUCCAUGGACAGUUUAGGCAUCUUUGAUGUUGUUAUGUGUCUGUGGCUAUCUAUCCAUAUAUGUGAGAUAUCAUCCAGUUAAAUACAGUUGGGUCAUAUACGUGAUGCCAUCAAAUAUGAUGGCAUGUUGUAUGGCGUUUAGUAGGCUAAAUAGAGUUGUGCGUGCUAAUCCAACUAUUUUAAUGGAACACCAGACCACCUGGCGUAGACUAUGAUUCAGAUGAUUCUGAGUUCUUGAUA